UUUCAGACUGGGCCCAGGCAGGGACUGUGGGCAGGAAGGGGCAGUGCUCAGUCCGGAGGUCAGUCCCUGACAGUGGCCAUGGCCUUCAGCAGGCCCGAGCCCUGGGCCCCCGCAUCCCUGAUGAGCCAGAGGCUGAAGGUGGAGGAGCAGACACUGGAGCUGGAGUUCGAGGUCUUGCGUGUGGGGUUUAACGAGGGGGGCAGAUAUGCCCUGCGGCUGUCAGCUGAGAACCCCCUGCAGGCAGGCUCUGCGGCUGGGGUGCAGCUGCGGGUGAAUGACGGGGACCCCCUCCCUGCCUGCUCUGUUGUCACUGGUGUCAUCCAGCAGCGGGAUCCUGGCCGGAGCCUCGCCCUCACCAGGAACAAGUUUAUCUUUACUUUGCCCAAAGCCAGGGUUUUGCAAGAACGACGGGCAGCAUGACGCUCAGCUGCGGGUGAAGGCGCUGAGGCUGGACGGAGCCUCGGCACGGACGGUCCAGCGGGUGGGCGAGGCCAUCUUCCCCAUCUUCCCACGGCCAGACCAACCCCGCACGAACCUCGAGGCGCCAGAGCACGAGGACCUGUACCGCUACUGCGGCAACCUGGCUCUGCUCCGGGCCAGCACGGACCCCAC
Molecule: messenger RNA, 612 nt
Organism: Lemur catta (Ring-tailed lemur)
Lineage: Eukaryota; Metazoa; Chordata; Mammalia; Primates; Lemuridae
Product: coiled-coil domain-containing protein 33-like
Exons: 2
Coding region: 79-420 (113 amino acids)
Cellular component (GO): peroxisome
Source: RefSeq, a predicted model, not a curated record